CUGGUAGAGAGCAGGGGAGGAGACGGAACAAGAGUAAACAUGGAAGGGAGAGGAGAAAGUCAAGCAGCACACUGAAUGUCAAAAAAUAGGCGCUUUUACAAGGAAGUACCAUCAAAGAGUCUAGGUGCUGGUGGGACAAGGAGGUGCUGAGACCCUACACUCCUGGUUGGCGUCGGGCGUCUAUAAAAAAAAAAAAAAAAAAAAUAUAUAUAUAAUAUAUAUAUAUCAAACCGUGGUUGGUGCUUAUUGCUGCCGUGGCCAGGAGAAGAUCUGCCUUGAUGUCCCUGUCCAGAAGCGACACAGCCUCCUCCCUCUGAGCCACACCUCCUGCCUCGGACGUGCCCCGGACGGUCCGAAGCAUUUUGCCAAACCAAGUGCCAUCAGGAGCAGCUUUGUCUCAUUAAUAUUUAGUAGCUUCUAAUUGUUUGUUGCUGUUCCAUUCUGAUUUAUGAUUGAGCCUCACUGUGGAAACCUCUACCACCUUAUGUCAGAUUUCCAGAAGUGCUGCCAAAGUGCUUUACGUUAAAUCCUCAGUUACAACAGGCCACAUUUCCUGUCUCAUCAAUAAUUGACGCACUCCUCUACCUUAUUGUGGUUCGCGUGUUCCUCCUAACUGGACACCACAAACCAAGAUCCAACGAAACGAGACAUUUAAGCCCUCGAGCUCAGGAUGGUGGAGCGCGUUUGUGCCACGGGCAUGGCUGCCAGGCUGAGGAGCCAGUGGGAUCGGGACAACGGUUUGGGGCAGAACCACAACGCUGUGAAGUUCCUGGGCCAGGACUACGAGGCUCUGAGAGCCCAGUGCCUCCAGAGCGGCAGGCUGUUUGAGGAUCAGCUGUUCUCGUGCACCGGCUCCUCCUUGGGGUUCAACGAGCUGGGCCCAAGAUCCUCCAAGACCCACGGAGUCCGCUGGAUGAGGCCCACGGAGAUCUGCAAGCGUCCUCAGUUCAUUGUGGAUGGAGCCACUCGCACAGACAUCUGCCAGGGAGCUCUGGGCGACUGCUGGUUGCUGGCAGCGAUAGCCUCGCUGACCUUAAACGACACCCUCCUCCACAGAGUGGUGCCCCAUGGCCAAAGCUUUGAGCGCGGAUACGCCGGCAUCUUUCACUUCCAGUUCUGGCAGUUUGGCGAAUGGGUAGAGGUGGUGAUCGACGACCGGCUGCCGGUGAAGGACGGGAAGCUGCUGUUCGUCCACUCUGCAGAGGGAGGAGAGUUUUGGAGCGCACUGCUGGAGAAAGCCUACGCCAAGCUGAACGGCUGCUACGAGGCUCUGUCAGGCGGCAGCACGUCAGAGGGCUUUGAGGACUUCACAGGCGGCGUGACGGAGAUGUACGAGCUGCGGAAAGCCCCCUCCGACCUCUACAGCAUCAUCAGCAGGGCCAUAGAGAGAGGAUCACUGCUGGGCUGCUCCAUAGACAUCACCAACACCCGAGACAUGGAGGCUGUCACUUUCAAGAAGCUGGUGAAGGGACACGCCUACUCUGUGACCGGAGUGGAUGAGGUGGUGUACAGAGGAAAUAUGACCAAGCUGGUGCGCAUCAGGAACCCCUGGGGCGAGGUGGAGUGGACGGGACCCUGGAGUGACAACUCCAGGGAGUGGGAUAAUGUGGACCGCUCUGUCAGAGGCCGGCUACAAAACCGCAGCGAGGACGGAGAGUUUUGGAUGUCGUUCAGUGACUUCCUGCGUGAGUUCAGCCGUCUGGAGAUCUGCAACCUGACGGCGGACGCCCUGCAGCACAGCCAGAUGAAGAAAUGGAGCACCUCGCUCUUUCAGGGAGAGUGGAGGAGGGGCAGCACUGCAGGAGGCUGCAGGAACUACCCAGCCACCUUUUGGAUCAACCCCCAGUUCAAGAUCGCACUGCAGCACCCGGACACAGCCGGCCAGUCGGACUGCAGCUUCCUGGUCGCCCUCAUGCAGAAGGACCGCAGAAAGAAACGGAGGGAGGGCAAGGACAUGGAGACCAUUGGCUUCGCCAUCUACGAGGUUCCAAAUGAGUACACCGGCAGGUCGGGGGUCCACCUGAAGAGAGAUUUCUUCCUGACCCACGGCUCGAGCGCCCGCUCCGAGCUCUUCAUCAACCUCAGAGAGGUCAGCUCGCGGUUCCGGCUGCCGGCCGGCGAGUACAUCGUCGUCCCCUCCACCUUCGAGCCGCAGAAGGAAGCCGACUUCGUGCUGAGGGUGUUUUCCGAGAAGCCCGCCAACUCUGAGGAGCUGGAUGACAACGUUACAGCAGAGCUUCCAACCGAGACUCAGCUCGACGAGAGCCAGAUCGACGCAGGCUUCAAGAGUCUCUUCAGACAGCUGGCAGGGCCGGAUAUGGAGAUCAGCGUCACAGAGCUGCAAACCAUACUGAACAGGAUCAUCAGCAAACAUAAAGACCUGAAAACAGACGGCUUCAGUAAAGAAGCUUGCCGCAGUAUGAUAAACCUCAUGGAUACGGACGGCAGCGGCAAACUGGGCCUGACAGAGUUCCACGUGCUCUGGGAGAAGAUCAAACGAUACCUGACUGUCUUCAGGCAGUUUGACCUGGAUAAAUCAGGCACCAUGAGCUCCUAUGAGAUGAGGAUGGCUCUCGACUCUGCAGGAUUCAAGCUGACCAACCACCUGUUCCAGCUGAUCAUCCUGCGCUACACGGAGCAAGACCUGUCAGUCGACUUUGACAACUUUGUCACCUGUCUGGUCAGGCUGGAGACGAUGUUCAAGACCUUCAAGCAAAUGGACCAGGAUGCAGAUGGUGUCAUAUCCCUCAACUUUUUCCAAUGGAUUACCUUGACCAUGUUUGCCUAGACAUCGCUGGACUCCUGUUUCCUGGAUGUCUCUUGGAUACUUCUUGCACUGCACCCUGCCCUGUCCCAGGCCCAGUACGUGUCACUUCAGACGUGCCUUUUCGCCGGCCUGCCCUUCCUCCAUGCUCCUCACUGCUGAGGCCCUCUGAUGUUAAAAGACUGUAAAUUCAUGUUUACAAUGCCUGUAUUGGGAACAUGUGCCAAAGCUUAGACUGCUUAGACUUGCCACCAGUUUUGCCAAUGGAAGGAAGGUCACUUCUUGUAGCCCGGCAAUCAACUCUGUGGUAGCACUGACAGGCGGACGGGGCCUUUUUGAUGCUGGCAGAUUGGAGCUUUAGUCAUUCAGACAUUUUUCUGACGCAGAGCUGCUCUGGAGGCUGAAAUAGUCUCAGCGGUUUAGUUCUUUGGGGUCCACCAUGUGUUUCCAAAGUCCUGUCCCUCAGUGUAUUUUUUAAGCAAAACAUCAAUUUCAAUUUCAAUUCAAUUUUAUUUAUUUAUAUAGCCCAGAAUCACAAAUUACAAAUUUGUUGCAAAGGGCGUUACAGGAA
This is a messenger RNA of Myripristis murdjan (pinecone soldierfish), 3335 nucleotides long. It is a transcript of the gene capn1, whose product is annotated as calpain 1. The record is from RefSeq and is a predicted model, not a curated record. Bases 671 to 2788 code for a protein of 705 amino acids. The transcript is spliced from 22 exons. Gene Ontology annotation, molecular function: calcium ion binding; calcium-dependent cysteine-type endopeptidase activity. Gene Ontology annotation, biological process: proteolysis. Gene Ontology annotation, cellular component: cytoplasm. Lineage: Eukaryota; Metazoa; Chordata; Actinopteri; Holocentriformes; Holocentridae.